Phalacrocorax carbo (great cormorant) is the source of this 3014-nucleotide messenger RNA. NCBI's taxonomy places the organism in Eukaryota, Metazoa, Chordata, Aves, Suliformes, Phalacrocoracidae. The record is from RefSeq and is a predicted model, not a curated record.
GCAUGCGAGUUUCUUAAUUCAGACUUAACUACUGUAUGGCUUAAGCCUGCAGUGGUUUUGGUGGUCAUUUAUUGCAAAUAUCCACCCAAGCUGCUUUGACAGAGCAAGUUAAGAAGCUUUAAAACCUGGUGUCAGAGCACCCACUCGGUGCUGCUGGCCAUGCACAUGUCCUUGCCUUGCUGCUGUAUGCAUAUGGUGAGAGCAUCGCCUUUGCUGCGAGGAGUGCAGAGAGGCAGAGUGAUGCCAAGGGCCAUCGCAAAGGCUGCGGAAAAGCCAUGGUCACUGGAUAACCCUGCUGCCAUGGGGGCUUUGGGACUGCAGGAGCUUUUGGGUUGCUGCUGACCGGGACUUCUGACAGGGACUGUUGGGGACUGCAAGUCCCAGGAAGACAAACUCCAGUGACGCUUCACUUUGUGCCCCCAGGAGCUGCCCAAGAUGCAAACAGCCCUUGUGUUCCUGUGUCUGCUCAGCAUAGUCUUCUCGACACCUGUGCCACCGCCAUUGCCUGGGAGAGCUGCUGGGAAUUGCCUCGGACAGCACCGGAUACUGCUGAAAGGCUGCAAUGCCAAACAUGGCUUCUACAUUUUCAAAUACGUCUACUCGUUUUCGACGCGGAGGAACCAGACACAGAUAAAGAAGGAAGAGGCUGACAGCCAGAGCACUGUCCCCAGUCAGCGUCUGGGCGAGGACAAUGCCAGGCAGGGGCCGACAGAGGACGGGACAGCCCUGGAGCGAGGUGACAGUGGCAGCACCAAUGUGAUGGAGAAUGGGACCAUCCUCAAGCCCCAAAACCACAGUGCCCCAGGCAUUGGCAGGGAUGCUCACAGUCCUCGCCCAGGCAUCGGCAUGCGAGCACGUGGUGGUGUCAGCGUCAUGGGUCCCACCCCGGCCAGCUCAGAGGGCAGUGGUGACCUGGAUUUGGUGGUUGAAGUUGACAGUGGUGUUUCCAUUCUCCCCCACGGAGGACGCCCCAGCGAGGCUGUGGCGGGGAACAGGUCUGGUGUCAGGAGUGAGGACAGGGAUGAUGGUGUCCCUGGCGGGGUUCCAGAGGAGGGGGCCAUGACAACUGGGAGGGAGAAGACCCCCGCCACUGGAGGGGCUGGGGAUGAGGGCAGUGGUGAAGCCACCAUCCCUGGCCAAGGGCAGGAGGGCAUCAGGCGGGGCACAGGGACAGGAGGCGCUGCUCUCACCUCCAUCACUGAGAAGAUGGAGGAUGUCCAAGUUGACACCAAAGGUGUGGAUGAAUAUGCUUACAUCCCUGACUCAGGCAGUGUCACUGUCACCCGUGGGAAGAUGGGAAGCUCAAUGAGGGCCAACAGCUUCACCCAAAUUUCUCCAGACAAAGAUGACGAGGUCAACAUCUUCAUUGGGAGGGCCAACAUUCACGUCAGGGAGCAAGAAACCACUGAGGCUGGUGCCACUGUUGGCAGCAAGGAUGAUGGCACCACCACUGUGGGAACCAGCAGCUCCCUGCCUGGGCUGGGUGUCACUGUGGCACAUGAUGGUGAUGAUGGUGAUGGCAUCCCUGCUCGUAGGCAGCCUGAAGGACCAGCCACCACAGCCACGCCAAGCCAUGGGGACAGUGUCACCAGCAGCCCUGGGGAUGGCCAUCCUACAGGAGAUCAUGAGGAUGGUGCCACCACUAUUGGUGAUGGAGAUGGACCAGUAGCCACCGGACCCUGGAGGGUCCCUGGGGGUGAUGUUACCAUCCCCAUGGGGACUGGCAUCCGUGGGAAUGGUGAUGAUGAGGCAAGAGGUGAGGGGCAGAGGUUUGAGGGGAGGCUGGGCCACCUGGCUGUUACCACCUUCCGCCAGGCGGGUGAUGAGGAGGCUGCUGCCACUCUCCCAGCUGAGGAGGCCAGCAUCCUCCUGGGUGCCACCAUGGCCUCCCCCGGGGUGAGUGAGGGGGACUGCACCACCACCCUGGGGAUGGCCAGCAACCACAAGGCAGGCAAGAGCACCAUGCUGGGGAGAGUGGGGAGCAGGGAAGUGGGGCCAGCCACUGCCCAGCCCCACAGGGAGGGACAGCCCAGGGCAGCUAUGAGGGUCCAGCCAGGGGGAGUGGGGCUGGACAAGCCCCCCAGGAUGGACAAAGCGCCAUCCCCACGUGGGAAAGCCAGCAGUACGGCAUUGAGCAGGGGCCAGGUGAGGGCUGGUGUCCACAGCAGCAAUGUCAGGGCCAGGCCACGCACCACUGAAGCAGAAGGCAGCCUCCUCCCACAGGCAGGGCAAGCCAGGGGCACAGUGGUGGCAGGAAAAGGCCAGGAGGUGGGGCGAGGUGGUGAGGUUGGGGUGGCAGUGGCAGGGUCCAGGGUCGGCCGCCUCCCCGGGCGCCAUAGCAGGAGGCCAGGGCCUGGGGUGCUGGGGGCGUUUGCAACGCUCGGCCACAGCAGGCAGGUGGACCAGAUGAAGCACGCUGAUGAGCUCCACGUCCGCGAGCGGGCCUUUUACACCCUCAGCGGGGCAGGAGGUAGCCCCAGUGGCCCCUACGCCAGCCUUGGGAGUGCCGACAGCAGCCAUUCAUCUGAGGGGGAGCAGGGCAGCCACAGCGACAGCCGACAGAUGGGACUGCGGCCCUCAGGGUGGGGAGCCCCAGGGCACCCCCAUGGCCGCUGGAGCCAGGGGACCCUCUGAGGGGCUGCUGGUGUCCACCUCAGUGGGCUCCAGUGGUGGAGAUGGGGGGUCCCACAUGUCACCCCCCUCCAGUGUCCCCACUGCGUGUGCCGCUCUUGCCUGGGUGAGGAGUACCCUGCACAUCUCGGGGGGUCGCAUGGUGCUUCACAGCCCAGGAGCCAAAAAUCACUGGUUCACGCAAUCCUGCUGUUAAUUUGAAGGGGGCUUUGUCCAGCGCUGAGACAGCAAUGCAUGGGUUUGCUGUGCUAGACAGCCAUUAACAGAAAUCAUGCUACACGGCAUAGCGUAGCAUUGUUCAUGCACUGAUGCAAAGCAAGUAAAUAAAUGAUGAGGAAAAAGCGUCUGUCCUCACAGUUUCACUUCCAGCCGAAUGGAGAAAU